Molecule: messenger RNA, 2095 nt
Organism: Musa acuminata AAA Group (dessert banana)
Lineage: Eukaryota; Viridiplantae; Streptophyta; Magnoliopsida; Zingiberales; Musaceae
Product: ribonuclease J-like
Exons: 11
Coding region: 129-1823 (564 amino acids)
Source: RefSeq, a predicted model, not a curated record
CAGCUGUAGCAGAUGCAUUACUGCGACGCAUUUCAGAGGCAAAAGGAAGGGUUAUAACUACACAAUUUGCUUCUAACAUACAUCGUCUUGGAAGUGUCAAAGCUGCUGCUGAUUUAACUGGACGAAAAAUGGUAUUAGUUGGUAUGUCUCUGAGAACUUAUUUAGAUGCCGCUUUCAAGGAUGGAAAGGCUCCAAUUGAUCCUUCCAUUUUGGUGAAAGUAGAGGAUAUUGAUGCUUAUGCCCCAAAAGAUUUGUUGAUUGUGACAACUGGUUCUCAAGCAGAACCAAGAGCUGCAUUAAAUCUUGCAUCCUUUGGUAGCAGCCAUUCUCUAAAACUGGGAAAAGAUGAUGUUGUUUUGUAUUCUGCUAAGGUAAUUCCUGGAAAUGAGACUCGAGUGAUGAAGAUGCUAAACCGCAUAUCAGACCUUGGUCCAACGAUCAUAAUGGGCAAAAAUGCUGGAUUGCAUACAUCUGGCCAUGCUUACCGUGGAGAAUUGGAGGAAGUUCUUAAAAUUGUGAAACCUCAACAUUUUCUACCCAUUCAUGGGGAACUGUUGUUUUUGAAAGAGCAUGAAUUACUUGGAAGAUCCACUGGGAUACGGCAUACUGCUGUAAUAAAGAACGGAGAGAUGCUUGGUGUUUCACAUCUCCGGAACAGGAGAGUUCUGUCCAAUGGGUUUUCUUCACUAGGAAAGGAGGCAUUAGAGUUGAUGUAUAGUGAUGGUGAUAAAGCAUUUGGAACGUCAGCUGAACUUUGUAUUGAUGAGAGGUUAAGAAUUGCAUCUGAUGGUAUUAUAGUUGUCAGCAUGGAGAUUUUGCGCCCUCAAGCUGUAAAUGGUUCAUCACAAGCAUGUUUAAAAGGAAAAAUAAGAAUCACCACGCGUUGUUUAUGGCUAGAUAGAGGAAAGCUUCUGGAUGCUCUGUAUAAAGCUGCACACGCUGCACUCUCAAGCUGUCCUGUGAAUUGUCCGCUGGCUCACAUGGAACGAAUCGUAUCUGAAGUAUUAAGGAAGAUCGUUAGGAAAUACAGCAGCAAAAGGCCUGAUGUCAUUGCAAUUGCAGUGGAGAACACCACUGGAGUUGUAACUGAAGAAUUGAAGACUCGAUUAUCUGGAAAAUCUCGUGGUAGUUUUGGGCUCUCUGCUGCUGCUCAGGCAUUCAAUAUGCGUGCAACAAAGCAUUCAAGUAGACAGUUCAAUGAAUAUAGUGAUUCUUUGCCUUCAAGCAGGCAGCUUGAUGAAGUUGGGGAUUCUGCCAUCGAUGUGAACAACAUAGAAAUGGACUCUUCUGAAGGCGAGAGUUUUGAUGCUGAUCAAACGAUGCCUGAGGUUGCAACUAAAAACUCUGACCAAGAUGAAUUAUCUUCUCAUGCAUCCCAAGAACCAGAUGAUAUUGUUGAACUUGUCAAAGCAUCUUCUUCUGUCCAACAGACAACAGCUAGUGACUGUGGUUUGGAAGAGAAUAUGGGUGUUGAUAAAAACGGAACACCUGGCAGCAAGGGGCCUAACAGAUUGUUAAAUGCUAAGAAAUCUGCAAAGCGUAAUAAGUGGAAGCCUGAGGAGGUGCAAAGACUGAUAAUAUUACGUGCUGGAUUGGAUAGCAAAUUCCGGAGUGCUAAAGCGAGAAUGGUUCUCUGGGAAGAGAUAUCAACUGAUAUGUUAAACGAUGGAAUAAAUCGUAGUCCCGCACAAUGCAAGUCUCUCUGGGCAUCACUGGUUCAGAAAUAUGAGGAAAGUAGAAGAAAUGAGAAAAGUAGAAAAACCUGGCCCCACUUUGCUGCCAUGGAUGAAGUUUUGUCCGCUGGUGACCAGGCAAUGAAAUGAACAGCUGAGUGGCUUAUUAUGUUGCACGGAACACCCGAUGUGGCAGAGAAGCACCUUUUGAUUGAUUCGUAAUGCCAUAUCAUCAUCACCAGAGGCUGUCUGUCGAGAGCAAUCUUUUUUAUCACGAGAGCACAGUGCGGAAAUUUUGGUGGUGUGGAUUGUUCGGAGGGUGUGAUGAAGCUAUUAGCUCUAUGGACAAUGCUAGGCAGGUUUUGUUCGAAUGGAAUGGCUAUGUAUGCUCCAUUAAAUAUUAAAAAUUUCCUUCUUUUUUU